Molecule: messenger RNA, 2931 nt
Organism: Crotalus tigris (Tiger rattlesnake)
Lineage: Eukaryota; Metazoa; Chordata; Lepidosauria; Squamata; Viperidae
Gene: ERICH6B
Product: glutamate rich 6B
Exons: 15
Coding region: 418-2310 (630 amino acids)
Source: RefSeq, a predicted model, not a curated record
UUUCUUCAGUGACUUCACGAUGUACAAUGUUGAUAUGUAUAUUUAAUUGCAAUAUGGAAUUCAUUGAUGGAAUCCUGAUGGUGUUAGGUGUGACCGAGUGACAAGAUCAUGUCACGGAGGAUAAGCUGAUCUGGAGCUAUUAGUCACAAUGGCUGCAUGGAAUCUUCUGAAUAUUAGACCUGGAUACCAGUUGCUAGGAAGACAGGGUGAAAAAGGGCUUCAUUACCUUUUCAUGGGCUGUCAGAAAGCAUCCAGCAGGGCAUUUUAAGAAGGAUGCUGGAUGGGUGGUGAACCAUCCAUUUUGAACAGGAACAACCUGCAAAAUUCAUACUGAUGGCAGCUUUCUGCCACCCUCCUUAGUUCCAGCAGAGAGGCGGCAGAGUGGCAGAAAACAGUCUUGUUUCCUGCACUGGAAAUAUGUCGAAGACCCCAACCCCCACAAAAGUGGGUAGUAAAAAAGAGUUGCCUUCAGAGGCGUUCCCAGAUGCAGCGUCCAAGCCGGAGAGCAGCAAGCUCUCCAGCUCUCUCCUCACAGUUGAAAAUGUCAAAAAACACCAAGAGGAGAACCCUGUGGCAAAAUCGAAUCUUGCUCAAUGGUCAAUAGAAACCUACAUUGAAGAGAGCAACCGCCUUUUGAGCGAGAGUGGGAGCAGGACAGAGGGGAGCAAGGAGCAGAGGGGGUCAAGUGAAGAAAAAUCAGGAGCUCUUCAUGAAGGUUACACAGAAAAUGCUGAUCAAACUUUAGGAAAAGAUUUCCAGACAAGACCUUUGUCGACUCCAGUUCCUGAAACUCAGUUACCCAAAAAACGAGAAGUUGCCGAUUUGGAGACUCAGACAGAAUGGAGCUACUCCGUCAGCUCUGAAGACUCUAGUGAGCCGAAAAUAGAGAAGAAGGAGCCGAGAAGUACAGGUAGAAAAGAGAAAAGUGAGACCACAGAAAGCACAGAAAUAUUGUAUCACACGGAAGAAGGAGUAUGUGAGACUGAGCUGGAGACUCAAGAAAGCACUUCUGAGGAGGAGAAGAUAAAGUCUUUUGUCCUAGAUGAGGAACAUUCGGCCACUGACCUGUGCCUGAUCGGUCGCUGUGAGUUCUGCACCUCCCUCCUGAAGCCUUUGCCCUCCCCAGAGGAACUGGAGGAGAAACCGGAGAGAAUGGAUCAUUUUCUGUGUUGCAGGACGUACAAAGAGGUCUUCCAGUGUGUGGUACAGGAGCUCAUGGAGAGGCGAGGCAGUGAGAUCGACAUCCGUCCUCAUCACCGAGGGUCACUGGAGAGCAAGACUAGAAGGAUGCUAAUGGAAGAUUUACAAGAACGAGGCUUUGAGAGAUACAGAGAGAUAUUUAUGCAAUAUAUAAAAUAUGGCCCAUGCAUCAAAAUUCAUUUCAAGUUCUUGGACCACCCGCCCCAGCCAGAAACCGAGAGCCUAGAGAAACGGUAUCCGGAGCCCAAAGAGCUGCUGGAGAUGAACCUGGGAUUCAAAGCUGAGCAGCUAAAGCUCUGCCAUCCCUUCCAGCCUGUGAGAAGAUACUAUCAGGAUGGAAAGAUCUUCCUCCUCCUCUUCCCGGACGGAACGGGCCAAGUCUAUUACCCGUCAGGCCGCUUGGCCAUCCUCAUUACUUACGAGAGGGAGACCCAGUUCACCUACAGCGUCCUUCGUGACACCAAGGGCGGCGAAAUUCUGGCCUUCUUCACGAAUCAGGGCUACGCAGCACACGACCAACCAAAGGGAAGGCUCAGGCUGAACCUGGACCUUUGCAGGGGCUCCGUCUUUGACGAGAAAGGGCAGCGGCAGAAGUUCUGGAGCUGGUGGGACUUGGGGACCCACGUCCACGCGCCUCCUUUCCAGCCCGUCUGCCUGCAGCUCAAUGUUUACAUCCGGGUUAAGCUUAAAGCCCAGGAUCAGAUUUUCCUCACGUUUACGAAGGCUCACGACAGCCUCCGCCUCAGCGUUGGUGCACGGCUGAGAGUGAGUCUGCGGGGCCAGGCGGAUCCAACCUCCGUGGGGAGCAGUUCCUUUCUAUCAUUUACUAAAACCAAACGUUGCUUGUGGGUGGAGACCCAGAAAGUGGGUCCGCUCGCCUGCAUGCUGAAGGAUUCAAGGAUGCUUUGGGUUCUUCAGCGAUAUGGAACCACCAGGCACCUCGUGAGCCCUUCCUUGCUUGAGAAGAUCGGCAAUAUCUUGACCCACGUGAAGAAGCUACUCAAGAAACUGGACUCUGAUCCCUCAAAAGAAGCUGCAGACCUGCGUCUUAUAUCGAAGGUGUAUGAAAGGAUGCACCGACGACAGAGACAGCCCAAGGAGAGAAAUUAAUGUUAGAUUGCGGGAAGCCAAUCUAAUAUUUUAGUGGUACAGAAACUACAUGAAGUUAAGCUUCCGAGAGAAGCCAUUAAACUUUCCCUCCAUCUAUGCUGUAGUUUUAUCUUUUCAUGUCUCUUUAUGUGACACACUUAAGGGUUAGGUUAUCCCGUUUGAACCAAGAGGCUCUACUUAAGACCAUUUCAUUCAGCGACUGUUCAAAGUUACGAAGAGGGCACUACGAACAGCGACUUUACAACCGGCCUUCGCACUUGUUGCAGUCACGUCAUCAGAAUUCGGGUGCUUGGGAAGUGGUGUGCGUUUACAAUAAUGGCACAAAUGUCACUCACAACCUUCCCGGAGAGCUUCCAACAACAUGGAUUCACCACCUGGUUUCUUGGGUUGUAAAAAAAAGGGGGAAGAUGUGUACUUUCAAACUUGUCAGAUAUUCUGUUUAUGUAACCUCACAGUAAAGUCAGAGAGUUUUUCUGGGUGUGCUGCUUGGCCGGCCUACCUCGCAGGGCUGACACCCCUGAUGGGGGCUCCUUGUUUCUAGCCCAAUACCUCAAUUACUACCCCCUCCAGAUUAGCUCCAUCGACUGACACGAACCUCAGGUAAUAUUCUUACUUCCCAUU